Didymodactylos carnosus is the source of this 750-nucleotide messenger RNA. The record is from the annotation of a GenBank genome assembly. Lineage: Eukaryota; Metazoa; Rotifera; Eurotatoria; Philodinida; Philodinidae.
AUGAUUGCUGGUUCAACUAUUACAGAACAAUUUGGUGAAGUUACCACUGGUUCUGAUAUUACUAAUGAUAAGUAUGAUGGGCUUAUUGGUAUGGGUUUUGCUAGCCAAACAAAAGAUGGUCAAAAUCCUGUUGUCUAUCAAUUAUAUCAAUUAAAACAAAUAACAGCUCCUCAAUUUUCAUUUUAUCUUUCUACAGCUGCCAAAGAAAGUAAGAAUGGAGGUGAAUUAAUCUUGGGUGGCGUUGAUAAAUCAAAAUUCACAGGAUCAAUAACUUGGACGCCUGUUACGGUUGCAUUUUAUUGGCAAUUUAGUUUGACAAAUGUGAAAGUGGGAAAUAGAUUGCUCAGUGGUAGUCAAGGCUGUCAAGCUAUAGCAGAUACGGGUACAAGUCUUAUUAAUGGUUAUACAGGAUUUGUGAAAGCCAUACAUAAAACAAUUGGUGCUAAAUAUUCAUCAGUGGUGGGAGCUUAUGUUGUACCGUGUUCAAAAGUAUCAGCACUACCAAGUUUAACGUUUACAGUAAGUGGUCGACCAUUGACCCUAUUAGGAUCACACUAUACUUUUAAAUAUAUCUCACCAAAAAAAGUAACAUAUUGUGUCAGUAGUCUAACUGGAGACGAUUCAGCUCAAGAUGAAUUUGAGAAUAUUAUAUGGAUCUUAGGUGACGUUUUUCUAAGAAGAUGGUAUUCUGUUUAUGAUUUAGGAACAAGUGCUGUUGGUUUUGCUAAAUCAAUAUCCUAUAAUACAUAA